CAGUGAGCCGGGCCGGGGGGUGAUAUGGAGCUGCUUACAGCGUUUCAUUAUUUGUAUUUAGGAUGGAGAGUUUAUGGGCAGGCGAGACAGCGGGAGGAGUCCGAGGUCUGGAACUGAGAAGGAGGAGGAAUCACCGAAAAAGGGGAGUAGUAGAAGGCUGCUUUUUUUUUUUUUUUUUUGGAGAGGAGUAAGCUGCCUGUUUUUGGAACGGAGAAUUAAAAAAGAAACCCUAUUUUUUUAUAUAGUGUAUAUUACUAAUUACAUGUGAAGGCAUUUCAGAAGAAUCGGCGCAACUACAAUGGAGUUGCUCGGGACCUUAAAUUGUCAAUUUGACUGAGAAACGGAAAGAGGAUAUAUAAUAAAAACGAACUCUUAGUGAUUCACUGAGAGAAGAUCAUAUAUAUUUUUUUGUUUUGUUUCAUGGUUUAUAAAAUUGGAAGAAAACAUCAGAUCUUAUUGAAACUAAAACAGGCUGAGCAGAUUUAAACGAAAAAAGACAGUACUGUGAAGUGUAAACGCUGCUGUGAGUUCGUGAGGGUGUGUCUGCUUCUCCCACCAUGAGCUGGGCCUUCCUGACACGGCUGCUUGAGGAGAUCCACAACCACUCCACCUUCGUGGGGAAGCUGUGGCUGACCGUGCUCAUCGUGUUCCGCAUCGUGCUGACGGUCGUGGGCGGCGAGUCCAUCUACUACGACGAGCAGAGCAAGUUCGUGUGCAACACGGCCCAGCCGGGCUGCGAGAACGUCUGCUAUGAUGCCUUCGCCCCGCUGUCCCACGUGCGUUUCUGGGUCUUCCAGAUCAUCCUGGUGGCCACGCCCUCCGUCAUGUACCUGGGCUACGCCGUGCACAAGAUCGCCCGCAGCGAGGAGGGGCGCGGCUGCCGGCAGGGGGGCUUCGGCUGCGACAGGAAGCAGCGACGCAAGCUGUUCAGGGGGGACAGGAAGCAGCACCGUGGCAUCGAGGAGACCGAAGAGGACAACGAGGAGGAGGACCCCAUGAUCUACGAGGAGCCCGAGCUGGAGAGCCGCAGCGAGGGGAACAGCGCGGGCGCUGCGACGCAGGCCAGGACCGCACCGGGGAAGGCAGGGCGGCACGAUGGGCGCCGGCGCAUCAAAGAGGACGGGCUGAUGAAGAUCUACGUGAUGCAGCUGCUGGCACGCACCUCCCUGGAGGUGGGCUUCCUCGGGGGGCAGUACGCCCUGUACGGCUUCGAGGUGUCCCCCGCCUACGUGUGCGAGCGCAGCCCCUGCCUCCACAAGGUGGACUGCUUCAUCUCGCGCCCCACCGAGAAGACCAUCUUCCUGCUCAUCAUGUACGCCGUCUCCCUGCUCUGCCUAGUCAUCAACCUGUGGGAGAUGCUGCACCUGGGCUUGGGCACCAUUCACGAUGUCCUGCGCAGCAAACACCAGCCCCCUGAGGAGGGGCACCACCUCCCCCAGCCCCCCGGGGGCCCCACCAGCGCCCCCUACUCCUACCCCUUCACCUGGAAUGCCCCCUCCGCGCCUCCCGGCUACAACAUCGUGGUUAAGCCGGAGCAGAUCCCCUACACUGACCUCAGCAACGCCAAGAUGGCCUGCAAGCAGAACAAAGCCAACAUCGCGCAGGAGGAGCAGCAGCAGUACGGCAGCAACGAGGACAACUUCCCUGGCACCGGCCCGGCCGCGGAGCAGAGAGAGAUCCGCGCCGCUCAACACAGGUUGGAGGCUACCAUCCAGACCUACAACCAGAACCACCACAGCCCACAACACCAGCACCAGAACAUCUCCAGCGCAGCCAAGGACAACAAGAAGCAGCACAAGCCUGGCUCCAGCAGGAGCGUGAGGGGAGGAGGGGGAGCCAGCAGCUGCAGCAGGUCCCUGGGAGGGAAGUCCUCCGUUUGGAUUUAGAGACGAACGAGCGAGCAGACUGUCAUUCACUUUUCUUUUCUCUUUUCCCUGCCUCCAUGUUUCAGGAGCAGGACAGUGGCGCUACAGGUUUGGAGACCCAGACCCUGCUUGCAUUGCAAAGACUCAUCACAGAGUCACUGCUCCUGGACCUUUAGAAAGACUCAUCACAGAGUCACUGCACCUGGACCUUUAGAAAGACUCAUCACAGAGUCACUGCACCUGGACCUUUAGAAAGACUCAUCACAGAGUCACUGCUCCUUGGUUUAUUUGUUAAAUCAGCCCUAUAACUUAUAAACAAGUUAUUUUUUUUUCUUUGAGGAUAUUGAAAGAAAAGAAAAACUUGCUAUUAUUAUUAUUAUUAUUAUUAUUAUUAUUAUUAUUAUUAUUAUUAUUAUUAUUCUAUAUUUGUACAUACUGUAUAUGUAAACGCAGUAUCUUACUAUAAGAAUAUUUCCAUUUGUUAAAAAAAAAAAAAAUAAUUCUACUGGUAUUUUCCGGGUAUUUCCAAUUUUUUUCCGUGCAGGGGUUUGGGGAAAUAAAAAGCUGUGAAUGCUGCUUUUCCCACAAGUGCCUUCCCUGCAGACACGGGGGGUUAGCUUUGAAAAGCAAUCAAAGAGAAUAGAUAGCUCAUCAGUUUACCUUUUACUGGCAUGAACAGGGAUGGAAAUAAAAUUCCCAUUGCACAGCGGUUUGAGCCAUUCCUGGUUUUACUGUGAGUUUAAUAAGACACACCUGAGCUUAUUACCUAGACACUGGGGCUAAUCAUCCUUGUGUAGUAAAACCUGAAAUGGUUGAAACUGCUAUGCAAUAGGAGUCUUAUUCCCAUCCCAGCUGAAUAUUGAGAGGUCUGUUCCCUGUGUUGAAAUGUCAGCAGUAACCAGCCGGCACAUACCGGCUAUGAUGUCCUCGUUGGCAUUUACUGUUUCGAGAUCUAGUUCCUUGGCUGUCUUGUUGUAAGAGGUGGGAGCUUCAAAACACCCAUUUAAGCCUCAUUAAAGGUCAUGGAGGUCUCACUGUAGAAAUCACAUUUGUCUUCUAAGUUUCUUUAACCGAACUUAAGCCCUCUGCUCAUACACUCAGUUUAUACUGCACGGGUAUUCGAUAGCCGCUUAAGCGACCUUUAUUAAAAGAAAGCUGACAUGUGAAUUCAGGCAGCCCGCUUUCUCAGGCUGAGGUCUCAUAAGGAGCAGCUAAUGGAAAGCUAGUUUAGUGAGGCUGUGAUGCAGUCCUCAGGGUGAGGAAUCCCGUCACGGGGAUUUGAAACGUGGGGCACCCUGUACUCUGUGUCUUUUUUUUUUAUGUUGCUGUUUAGUUGCAUGUUCUAUAUUACUGCACUCUGAAGAAUUCCAUGGCUUCAGUUCUUGCUUUGCAGAGACAUCUGUUGGUCCAAAGUGGUAGUGCAGUUUUAUUUGCUCCAUCUUUGCCACCGUGGCCAGCAAGGCUUCAAGCCGGGUAGGUCCACUGUUCUGUAGCCUGGUUGGUCCUCAAAACAAAACGCACUCUGCAGUGUUCUGAGAAUAACUGCAGGAAUCUCUGCAGAACAGAGUUUUAUACCCGGAACGUGAGGGUGUAUCAGGGCAUGAAGUGUAAAGAAUAGGGCAGAGUUUUUUAUUCAUUGACAAAUAUCAGUUAUACCUCAAAAAGAAGCGAGAUGACAAAGCCAGUUUUCCACACCUGUGUGUGAAAUGCCAUUGUGGGAUCUGGAGGACGCCUUGAAAGAUGCAUUUCUUUGUAUUGCAAAAAACUAAUAUUUUUGUGAGGCUAAUGGAGCUCCAUUAUUUAUACAGAAGGGAGAGGCAACUGUUUGUUUGCCUUGUGUCGCCAACCAAUGAUUGGUUUGCAGUGCUAGAGGGAGGGACCAAGGCUAAACACCAGCCAAUAGAAACAGAUUUGACAGUUAAACCACAUGAUUAACUAGAGAUUGCAUUUCCAGAAAAUGUCAGUAGUCAUUUUGAAUGUCUCCGAAGCAUCUCCUGGGAGCUCCUUUAAUAAGCAGUGGCACACAGUCACUGCUGACGAGUGCAGGUCUCACUGGGAUUCUGUUUAGAAGGUGGGUUCAUUGUUUUGGGGAAACUUGAGAAAUAUGAGAAGCAGGAGGCUUAAUGACAUUUAUUUAUAUAUAUAUUGCUGUAUUUAGUUUUAAAUUGACAAGGUUGGUGCCUUUUGUUGAUAAGAGCCUGCCUGUUUUUUUGUUGCUGUGCAGAGAUCUCUCUAUGCCGAGUGCUAAUCUUGGACCAUUCCAGGUUAACAUGAGCAAACUGUGUUAGUGCAGAGCGGCCCACAAAUGUUUUGGGAAGUUCGUCCCAAAUUGUCGACACAGCACUUUUAUCCCUUGCCUAAUGAGAAGCCGAUAGCUCUGUUUAAGCCACAUUUAAGUGGGAGAUCUUUAAUGUUAUUGCAGUGUAUCUGGAUAUUUUGU
This is a messenger RNA of Acipenser ruthenus (sterlet), 4305 nucleotides long. Its product is annotated as gap junction gamma-1 protein. Lineage: Eukaryota; Metazoa; Chordata; Actinopteri; Acipenseriformes; Acipenseridae. Gene Ontology annotation, biological process: cell communication. Bases 558 to 1886 code for a protein of 442 amino acids. The record is from RefSeq and is a predicted model, not a curated record. Gene Ontology annotation, cellular component: connexin complex. The transcript is spliced from 2 exons.